AACGCAAAGCAGCGUUUGUUGUUUACAAACGAAGAAGUCAUAGCAAUUGGCGUCUUAAUAAAAAUGCGGUUUCAUGUUACUAUAGCUUCGCGAACUCAAAAUGCAACGUUAUCGAGAAAAUCGAAAAUUAAGAAUUGAUUUUGGUCACGCUUCUAACCAAUCUUUAAAUUCAUUUUCAGGAAAACCGCAAAGAAUGUCUGACUGGGGUGAAGAGGAACACGACACAGGCCGCGGCUUCGGCAAUGGCUUUGAUCACUGCAAAAAUGACGAGAACGGAGGAAAUGGUGACUACAAUGAUACCGAGGACGCCGACAAUGGAAAUCGAGGAUUUGGAAAUAGACGUGGUCGUGGCAGUGGACGAGGUCGCGGUGGACGAGGUGACAGACACGGAGGGGGUGGUUAUGGCGGUGGACCUCGGAACAAUGAUGACAAUCAAGACAAUGAAAACAGAGAACGUGGCGGUGGAGGUUUUCGUGGCGGCCGCGGCGGUCGCGGCGGUGGUGGGCGUGGCGGCCGGGGAAAUCGUAAUGGUUUUGGUGACCGUAAUGAUGGAGACAGAAAUGGAGAUGACGACAAUGGUUUCAAUAACAACAAAGGCGAAAACGAGGGCGAGCAGAAACAGCGUGAGUUUUACAUACCUCCGGAACCCACUGAUAAUGAAGACGAGAUCUUUAGUAGUGGAAUCUCAUCGGGAAUAAAUUUCUCCAAAUAUGACAAUAUACCAGUCCGGGUGUCAGGCGAAAAUGCUCCGCUACCACUUAAAUCUUUUGAUAAUGCCGGCUUGCGCGAUUUGAUCAUGGAUAACGUGCGUAAGUCCGGAUAUAAGGUACCUACACCUAUACAAAAAACUGCUAUACCAGUGAUUAUGGAUGGGAGAGAUUUGAUGGCAUGCGCUCAAACGGGAUCAGGGAAAACAGCUGCAUUCUUGCUCCCUAUAAUCAAUGGAAUUCUGGGAGAGAGUUGUGAUUUGUCAAUCGGUAAACCGCAGGCGGUGAUUGUUUCUCCUACUCGCGAGUUGGCAAUACAAAUUUUCUCUGAGGCCCGAAAGUUUGCGCUGGGUUCCUAUUUGAAGAUAAGCAUUGUUUACGGUGGCACUUCAAGCAAACAUCAAGGCGAAAAUAUCGCAAAAGGCUGUCACAUUUUGAUAUGCACUCCGGGUCGUUUACUGGACUUCGUCGAAAAGGGUUUCAUAACAUUUGAGGAGACGCGUUACGUAGUGCUCGAUGAAGCCGAUCGAAUGAUGGAUAUGGGUUUCAAGGAAAAUGUAAAUACAUUGAUGCAUCAUCCGACAAUGCGCCCUAUGGACGAACGCCAAAACUUGAUGUUCUCUGCUACUUUCCCCGAGGAGAUACAGCGCCUGGCUGGCGAAUAUUUGUCCAAUUAUAUUUUUAUUACUAUUGGUGUGGUUGGUGGCGCCUGCUCCGAUGUUACCCAAGAGAUUUUUGAAGUUAAAAAGUUCCAGAAACGGUCUAAACUGAUGGAGUUGCUGGGCGAAAGCAGUGACGGGACAAUUGUAUUUGUUGAAACCAAGCGUGGUGCAGAUUUUCUGGCAUCUCUACUAUCGGAAACUGAGUUCCCAACUACUUCUAUCCAUGGCGAUCGCCUGCAGCGUCAACGAGAAAUGGCUUUAGCAGAUUUCAAAUCCGGAAAAAUGAAAGUGCUGAUAGCAACUUCAGUCGCUGCUCGUGGCUUAGAUAUUAAGAACGUUAAACACGUUAUCAAUUACGAUCUUCCUAAUUCCAUCGAUGAAUAUGUCCAUCGUAUUGGUCGUACGGGCCGCGUUGGUAACAAUGGACGCGCAACUAGUUUCUUCGAUCCCGAACAAGAUUCGGCCAUGGCCAGUGAUUUGGUUAAAAUUCUUGAAGGUGCAUCGCAGGAAGUGCCCGAAUUUCUCCGAUCAUGUUCCGGUGGAGGUGGCGGUGGUGGGUAUGGCAAUUCGCAAAGUAGAUUCGGCGGUCGAGACGUACGAAAAGGUGUUCAGUCUGACGACAAUUUUAUUAACUCAGCAGGACCUACGCCUUUGGAGGAGGAAGAAGUGUGGGAAUAAAUUGACAGUUCAAAACAAGAAGCGCAGAAUGCCAUUACUGAAUAAACCUCCAAAUAAUCUUGCAUUUGUACAUACACGCAUUUAAAUAUGUACUUUUUACCUUGAAUUCAAUUAAUUUCUCAUUCACUGCUGCUAAUUCUAGUAGACUUUAAAAUCUCAUUUUUAACAUAUGAAUUUAAUUUGUUCUAUUCUACAAAAAUUAAAAGACAAAAUAAAUGAAUUUGAUACCAAAA
Molecule: messenger RNA, 2280 nt
Organism: Rhagoletis zephyria (snowberry fruit fly)
Lineage: Eukaryota; Metazoa; Arthropoda; Insecta; Diptera; Tephritidae
Gene: vas
Product: ATP-dependent RNA helicase vasa
Molecular function (GO): nucleic acid binding; RNA helicase activity; ATP binding
Source: RefSeq, a predicted model, not a curated record